UUGGCUGUUCUCGUCAAAAUAAAUGCACGUGUGCUUCAUUUUACUUACUUUAAUUAAUAUUAUUUAAUAAAAAGGAAAACGGAAUAUAAUUUAAGGGUACUAAGACAAACUAUUUAGACUAUACAAAAUGCCUAAAUCAAAACGUGAUAAAAAAGUUUCACUUACAAAGACAAAUAAAAAGGGACUUCUGUUAAAACAAAAAACUAUAGAAGAAGUAAGAAAUUCUUUAUCAAAAUAUGAAAACAUUUUUGUGUUUUCCGUGGACAAUAUGCGAAAUACAAAAUUAAAAGAUUUACGUAACGAAUGGAAGGAUUCAAGAUUUUUCUUCGGAAAGAAUAAAGUUAUGGCUGUUGCUCUGGGACGAACGAAAAGUGAUGAAGUCGAAGAUCAGUUGAACUUGAUAUCGAAGAAAUUAAAAGGCCAGUGUGGUCUACUUAUGACAAACCGAGAUGUUAUUGAUGUGUUGCAAUGGUUCAAAGAUUUUGAAGACUCCGAAUAUGCGCGAGCAGGGUUUGUAGCAACCAAAGAUGUGAUAUUGCCAAAAGGUCCACUUGCAGAUUUUUCACACACAAUUGAGCCUCAUCUCAGAAGGCUCGGCCUGCCCACAUCUUUAGAGCGAGGUGUCAUCAAUCUUAUCAAAGAAUAUCAGGUUUGCAAAAAAGGUCAAGCACUAACACCAGAGCAGGCGAGCAUACUUAAACUCUUGGGUAUUCAAAUGGCAAACUUUAAAGUAGUAAUUAAAUGCCAUUGGACAAAAGGAAAAGGAUUCCAUAAAGAUAUUGAUGUACCUAGUGAUGAAGAAAGCGAUAAUGAUGAUGAAAAUAAUGCUAUUGAAGAUGUUGCUAUGGAAGACGAUGAAACGUAAUAUAAGUGCAGUGCAUUUGUUUGUUUUAAUUUUUAAUAUUCAUAUAAUUAAAGGACUAUAUCUGAA
Molecule: messenger RNA, 931 nt
Organism: Colias croceus (clouded yellow)
Lineage: Eukaryota; Metazoa; Arthropoda; Insecta; Lepidoptera; Pieridae
Gene: RpLP0-like
Product: mRNA turnover protein 4 homolog
Exons: 4
Coding region: 128-865 (245 amino acids)
Biological process (GO): nuclear-transcribed mRNA catabolic process; ribosomal large subunit biogenesis; rRNA processing
Cellular component (GO): nucleolus; preribosome, large subunit precursor
Molecular function (GO): RNA binding
Source: RefSeq, a predicted model, not a curated record